Patiria miniata (bat star) is the source of this 4669-nucleotide messenger RNA. RefSeq names its product stereocilin-like. The transcript has 28 exons. Gene Ontology annotation, biological process: cell-matrix adhesion. Lineage: Eukaryota; Metazoa; Echinodermata; Asteroidea; Valvatida; Asterinidae. The coding region runs from base 189 to 3842 and encodes 1217 amino acids. The record is from RefSeq and is a predicted model, not a curated record. Gene Ontology annotation, cellular component: cell surface.
GCCCACUGAUAACAAAAAUCGCAAAAAAAAUGUUCCACACUGUCUGCACUGCAAAUGCAAUGAAGUAGAUUUUGGCCUAACGAUACAUCCAAGACAGAAGCUUCAACCGGUUGUUAAACCCUGGCGGAUAAUUCAACAAUAAGAUUUAACUCUCAAGAACAGGUAGGCCUACACAUCCAGUACCAACAAUGCUGCAACUUUUCCAAGCAGGUCUGUUGUUGGUGUUCCUCUUUGGUCGGCAGUUUUUGGAGACCAGAGCAUCUGAUUCGAGUAAUCAAAGAGCAAGGCCCAGUCCAACUCCGGACCAUCAGUGGCACGAAGCAUUUGACAUGACAGAACAUGAUGCUGACAUCCUGAAUGAUAGGAGCUUGCACGAUGUUGCCGACGUUUACGAUAAUUUCUUCGUACCUGGCGCAUCAGGAUGGAGGGAUUUGAACAUGACGGCCAUAAUGCGCGAGGCCGAGAAGCAGAGGCAAGACGCCAUGCAAAAUGGCCACAGCAGUAGACCAGUAUUCAUCAAGCAACCCGUCAUCCCUAAUACUGUCUUGAAAAGGCUCAGUCCAGAUAUCAUUCAAAACAUGACUGCUGCAGAGGUGUUACAGCUCGCAGACGCCACCGAAAUGUCCUACGAAUCCAUGACGCACCUCCUAAGCAACUUGCGGCCCCAAGAAUUUGACAAGCUGCUUUCCCUGUCAAGAAAUUAUACUGACUUUGAGACGGAGAGUCCAGACCCCACUACAGCCAAGGCAGUCAUUGACUCCUGCCAUAGACACUGGGGACCGGUCAGCCAGUGGACGGUCAGCCAGGUGGCCAGACUAGGACCCAUGCUGACCAGCCUGAACAUCGAGCAGAUCAAGCAGCUCAACGACGAGGUUCUCCCUGAAGUCAUAAAGGCAUUUGCAAGAUUGGGCUUCCAAGGCCAAGCCACCAGGACCUUGGUGCUAAAAGCCAAGAGAUCCUGGGGUGCCAUCGGGACGUGGACCCUGGACAAGUUUACCACGCUCGGACCUCUCCAGACGUACCUCACUCCACAGGAUCUCAAACAAAUCCAGCCUGGACAAUUAAAUUUCACAAGCCUUCUGUCAUUGCUGGGGUCGCUUGACUUGGACAGAGGGCAAGCUAGAGCCGUGAUCAACAUUGCUGCCGGUUUGCCAGAAUGGCGCUGGACAUUGGAACAAGUACAGAGUCUUGGAAAGAUGACAAGAUUUCUGGAUUCCAGAGAGCUGAGAGCUGCCCCCGCCUCAGCCUUUGCUUCCCCGGAAUUGCUGAAGGAGCUGUUGCCUUCAGACGGACGUGGCCAUCAACAGCAAACUAAGGAGAUUGCCAGAGUCUUGAAGGAGAGCCGAGGAACAGUCAACGACUGGACAGCAGAGGACUUCAGAUCAAUGGGGAGGGCAGCCAGUGGCUUGGAGGUCAACGACCUGGAACAACUUGACCCAAGCGUCGUUCAAGGAGCAAUAGCUGACAUCGCUGAUGCAGAAUAUUCUCCUCGCCAGAGGAAUGUGUUGAUUGAAAAGUAUCGCGAGGCCAGAGGCAGUCGGGAUACUUCCAUGAGUGCUGAUGAGGUGAGACAGAUGAAGGGAUUGGCGGUGGGACUGUCAACCUCUGACCUGGCUCACAUGGACCCUCAAGACGUUAGGGAGUCCAUGGAUGUCUUCGCUAGCAAUGCCAACAAAAUGAAGAAGACACAAAAGAGAGAAAUCAUCAAGCAGUUGAAGGAAGCCCCAGGUGGCAUCCAGGACGCCAUCCAGGACAUGGGAGACAUGGUCAAGGAGCUUCCGCUGAGAGACCUGGACUCGCUCUGCACGGCCAACUUCACUGCCGCAGCCGAUGAGAACUCCACGGGUGUCGCCGCGGCUGGACGCAUGAACUGGACGGAGGGACAGAGCAUGAAGUUGUUCCGAUGUUUCAAGGAUGAAGUUCUUGGCAGCAGUGAAGGUGAGGGAGGGAGUUCAGCUGAUCUACUCACUCCGGCUACAAUCAGGUAUAUGGGCAGUAUGGCCAAAGGGAUGUCCUGCGAUGACGUCGAAGGCUUUGUAGCCGAUGACAUCCUACCGACAGUUGGUGCCAUGAUGGAACAGGAAGGAUGGUCCCCAAGGCUGCUGGAUUGCACUCACCAGAAGAUCAAGGCCUCUCUCUCCGCGGCCCACGACGAUUACACUGCCGACUUCACUGAGAUUGAGAUUGCUGCGCUGAGGGGACAACUGCUUAAAGAGUUAAGUGUUGAGGAACUCAACUCCAUCCCUUCCAGCCACUGUGAGAUGCUGUAUUCUGAGAUUGGCAACGAGGAUUUGAUAGGACUCAAGAGAGAUAAACGGAAGGCGCUGACCUCCAAUGCCCUGCAGUGUCUGGGCGUGGAUGGACAGGCGAACACCAUCGAGCAGGAUACCAUGGAUAUCAUCGGUAACCUGGCCUGCGACCUGGAGGCCGACAUGCUACGACGCCUCUCUUCCGACGUCUUCACUGGUAACCUGUACAGCAUGCAGAAAUGCUGCCUGAAUAUUGACCAGAUGGUGGUCAUCGGGGAAAGACUGGUGCAAGAAAUGGGAUCCCCAAAUCAAUGGAUGUCAGACACCAUAUCUGACAUUGGUCCCCUCCUGGUUUCGCUGUCUGAGCUGGAAAUACAGAACUUGGAAGAAGAACAGUUUUCCUUGGUUGCAGAGGACGUGAUGGUUCGCUUUGCCGAGUACAAAGACAAAUGGAGCAGAUAUUGCGACGUUGAUCUACGACCUCAAGACAUAUCCAGUCGGGAGGAGGGUUUCGUUACCAUGGCAAUCAAGGCCAAAGAUGCGCUAGUUGCCGUGGCGCAGGCAGAUGUAUCAGGGAGAAAGAGACGAGACUCCACAUACUCGCCAACCUGCAAUGAAAUCGAGUCACUCAGCGAUGGCAACAUCGCAUGGACUGUGGAUGAACUAGGAGCCAUGACAGUCAACACAUUUGACAGUUGUGGAUAUGCACUGGGUGAAGUGACAGGCUUCUCGGAUGCUCAACUAGCAGCGCUUCUAGACAAAGCUAAAGAGGCAUGGGGACAGGCAGCUGACAUGACACCAGACCAGAUCUCCCAGCUGGGCCACAUUGCAUCCAAGUUCACUGCGGCAGAGAUUGGCCAGCUCAACCUGACUGAGACAGACACUGUCUAUGCUAUUGCCCAAUACAACAUCUACACUUCAGAUCAGCUCAGCGCUGGUGUAGGGAGGUUCUCAGAGCUGAGUGGCCUCUCUGUCACCAGCCUGGAUUCCCUGGACCUGACUGCCUUGGCUAACUUCCUCUGUGGUCUGACUGCGGUAGAGAUGGAGGACAUUGCGAGCAUCGCGUACCAGGAGGCAGCUAAUGCCAUUGGUGAGCUAAGAAGCUGCGAUGCAGGCCAGUGGGCAACCCUGAAGACCAAGGCAGUGGAUGGGUACGGAGCCAUCAACACCUGGAUGCCGGAGGUCUUCGCUGAGGUUGGCUCUGUCGUGGCCGGCUUCACGACACAGGAGUUGAGUAGUCUAUCCGAUGCUAGCAUCGCAGGCAUCAAACCCCACGCGGUCUCGCUCAUACCUCCACAGACGCUAGCUGCUGGAUGGAGUAGUGCCCAACUCAGCAAGCUAGACCAGCUGCAAGCAGAGGCAGUGACGGAGGAACAGCUCGCCGCCCUCUCCCAGGAGCAACGCUCCGCCCUCCUGGAGGCAGAGUACGGAGACGACAUCAGCUUGGCUGAGAUUGAGGAGACUACGGAGGUAGUUGUGGUAGAGGAUGACGGAGACAAGGAUGGUAAUGGUGCAGGGAACCAAUCAGCUGGCCUGGUGCCCACCAUCAUCAUCAUGUGCAAUUUAAUGUACAGAGCCAUCUCUAUAACAUAGAAACUAAAACGAGGAGAGGACAUCAUUUACGUAAUCAGAAAAUGUUUCUUGAACUAUAAUUAGCUUUUCUUAUCAAUAAAGUUCGGUCCUUGAAAAUUUAAGUUCUUGUUUUUGUAGAGUUUGAAAUGUUCUGAAUUCUAUGUUAUGCGUUGAGGUAUAUUCCAAGUGCUGCAACAGUGGAUAUGUUCUGAAAAACUUUUUUUUCUUUCAUGCUGGCUAUCGUUACAGCAGCUGUUAUGCGAUUUUCAACUGCUAACGUUACGGCAUUGCAAAUCACCAUUGCGAAUCUAUAUGACAUUUUCAACUACCCGUCCAAACAAACACUUCGGUAGCUCGAUUGAUUGAUCACACGUUCAACUACUGUGCCAGGGAUCCUGGUUCAAAACCGCUGCCGCGCUGCUCAAUUGUUUUUCUUUCAAUAAUUAACUUCACUUUCACAUUUUUAAUCAUAUUGUUCUUUUAAUUUGAGUAGAAUUAAUUUUUCUUCUUUGUGGCUUUGGAGGAUUUUUUUUAAAAGGGAAUAAAGUCCGAGAACCAUUUAAUUGAAUGAUAGUCUGGUUCCAACAGCAAAAAAAAGACCAGCGUAUGUUAAAUACUAUAACGUCACAGAACCAGACGGUUCUGUAACGAUAACAAUUGAAAAUUGUGUUACAGCUGCUGUAAUAAGCGCGGCUGUGUUUUUAGCAUUGACACACAUUUUCCUUAAAGGUGACAAAAUGUCUGUUACAGUGUUUGUGACUGAAUGAUGCUGUUACUUUCUGCAUGAAGCGCCACUUUAUAGAGAGUAAUUAGACACAAAAGUUGAACACUCAAAUGCCUGAAGUCAG